Messenger RNA from Arctia plantaginis, 1275 nucleotides. The record is from the annotation of a GenBank genome assembly. Lineage: Eukaryota; Metazoa; Arthropoda; Insecta; Lepidoptera; Erebidae.
AUGGUUGAGAACGUCGUUGACGAAGAUUACCUUGGCUGUCCUUGCAAGAUGGUGACCGAUCUAAAGAAUUUGAACAACAAACUUAAUGCUGAAGUGGUGGAGCAAGUGAAUGAUACACAGGAGCUGGUGAUGCUCAAUAACUUCGCUAGAGAAUGCAAUGAAUACAUCUUCAAGAAAUGCCUUCAGGAAAGAAUGUCAACCAUUUCAUCCUGGCGUUGGGUAUUGGAGGACUUAAGUAAACGGCUCAAGGAUGGAAUUGACGCACUCCAGUAUGAGCACCACGCGUUGACCGUUGUUAUUGAUAGGAUCGUGGAUGAGCUGAAGGGUAACUGCAAACCUGGUGCCCUGACUCCAAUGUGUGAUGACGUUGAGCAAGCUAUAAUGCAGGAAUGUAAGUUUCUUACAAAACAAAAGAAGAAAUUCGAAAGCCUGACUGUAAUAUUGAGUGAACAGAUAAAGUCUUUGGACAAAAUUAGGCAAGAUAUCGAGAACGACAUUUUUCAGAAGGAACAAGCGCUAAGUGUAGAAGAGAGUUGUGCCAAGAUUAGUGUGGACACACCACCCUCAUCCGAAACUCGGAAAACUACCAAAAAGAAAAAGUCGCCAGUCGAUAUUUGGGAACAACGUUGCAUAUCAUUGAAACGAGCUGGACUUCAAGCGUUAUCCAGCGCCAUCGUCACGAGGCAGCAGAUACGAGGAGCAAGAGUUCAUCUGUCUAUAACAGCACAAUCUUACACAGCAAGAGUAGAUUCAGUGCUUAGGAGACGUUUGCACGUAAACAAACUAAAACUACAAGAUCUUUAUUGGCAAAGAGAUGAGGCAGCACGAGACCACAGUGCUCUGGGAGAAGAAUUAACAGCAACAGAACAGAAUCUAUUGGAGACGAUGGAACAAGAGCGUGUUAUUUUGGCAAGGCUUGCAGAUCGCAACUUACGCCCCACAACAGAACUUACAACUGACGAAGUAGACAGGAGCUUGAAGGAGGAACUCGGAAGACUCAGGAACUUUAUUAAAGUAUUAAGGAAAAAUCAUAGUAGAAUUACAACUUUGCAAAACCAUCUAACAGAUUGCAUGACCCGCAUAGAUUGCUGUGUCGAAGAUAUCUUACGAGUCGUGAAGAUAGACGAGGAAAGAACUAGGCACAGGAUGGGGGAAGUGCCAACAGACGGUCCAAACCCUCCAGAUGAACGAUCUCCAUCCUCACCUAGAAGACAAGAUGAACCUUUACAAAUCAUUACAGAGGAAGAUGAAGACGAUUAUCCUAUUAAUUAUUGA